CUGUCCGGGAAGAGGUAAAAGAAGCAGCUUGUAACAAAAGAGUCAUUACCUGGUCAGUCACGGACCGAGAACAUACUGCUAACCUGGAUACACACUCACUGGGGUGGAUAAUCGGUUACUAUGAGGCUGUCACAAGAAGCAGAAGAUGCAACAAAGGACAGAAAGUUCACUAAAUCUCAGGUGGAGAAGCGCCGAAGGGAGAGGAUGAACCAAAGUCUGAAGCGUCUGACAGACUUACUGCUACAGGAGCCACAACAAUUGGGUGGAACUCAGCACAGAGUAGAGAAAGCUGAGAUACUGGAGCAGACAGUCCUCUUCCUCCAGAACACUGCCAAAGGAGAAAACACAAGAACCCGAGUGGGGAGUGGGGGUGGAGACCAGAAACAUUCCUUCCAGGAGGGCUUUGCUGCCUGCCUGCAGAGAGCUACUCACUUCCUGGGGCCUGAAGGGAAAGGCCUGUGGCUCGGACCGGUGCUAGAUGCGUCUUUUGCUGCUCACUUUGCCAGCUUACACUUUGAUUCUGCAGGUGUCCAACAGAGAGCACAAGCUCGUUUCUCCUCCAGCUCUCUGCCACACUCACAAUCCAUUAUUUGGGUGCUGAGGCAAAAGUGUAAGCGAGACUUUGGUGUGAACAGUUUUGUUCAUCCCUACCGACUUCCAGCCCAACAGGGGCUUCCUGGAGUUCCCCAGCAGCCUCAGAAAAAUCAGCUUGAAAUCAGAGUGGAGGGAGAAGCGAGCAAACAGAGCCUGUCCCAGAGCCACCCGGUCAGCCAGACAUUGUGGAGACCCUGGCACUGA
Molecule: messenger RNA, 798 nt
Organism: Monopterus albus (swamp eel)
Lineage: Eukaryota; Metazoa; Chordata; Actinopteri; Synbranchiformes; Synbranchidae
Product: transcription factor HES-7.1-B-like
Exons: 3
Coding region: 121-798 (225 amino acids)
Molecular function (GO): protein dimerization activity
Source: RefSeq, a predicted model, not a curated record